Plectropomus leopardus (leopard coralgrouper) is the source of this 1038-nucleotide messenger RNA. RefSeq names its product serine/threonine-protein kinase SBK1. Gene Ontology annotation, molecular function: protein serine/threonine kinase activity; ATP binding. The record is from RefSeq and is a predicted model, not a curated record. Gene Ontology annotation, biological process: protein phosphorylation. NCBI's taxonomy places the organism in Eukaryota, Metazoa, Chordata, Actinopteri, Perciformes, Serranidae.
AUGAUUGAGCUGGGCCUCGCUGACGGCAGCCUGAUCGACGAACUGAUGGAGAUCACGGCACAGAGCCUCAGUCAGCUGGAAAUCCAGGAACAUUUCAACAUCAUCAAGGAGAUUGGCCGAGGGAAAUACGGCAAAGUGCUGCUGGUCACGCAUCGUUUCAGGGGGACUCCCAUGGCCUUGAAAGUGAUGCCAAAAGCUUCGACUAAGCUGCAGGGCUUUCUGCGAGAGUACUGCAUCUCCUUACACCUGUCCUGCCACCCCUGUAUCGUGGGCCUCUUUGGCAUUGCCUUCCAGUCUAAUGAGCACUACUGCUUUGCCCAGGAGCUUGUGAUUGGCAGGGACCUGUUUGCUGUCAUCCAGCCAAAGGUGGGUAUCCCAGAAUCUUCGGUAAAACGUUGUGUCCUCCAGAUCGCCAGUGCUUUGGAGUUCAUCCACAGCCAUGGCCUGGUCCAUCGUGAUGUGAAGCCUGAAAACAUCCUCCUGCUGGACAAUCACUGCUGCCAGGUCAAGCUGGCAGACUUUGGCCUAGCCCAGAAGAGAGGCACUCUGAUACGCUUUAUCACAGGAACCCUGCCCUACAUGGCCCCAGAGCUUUGCACUGUGGCUCUAAUGGAGGGCCAGAAAGAAGUGACCGCUCCACCACUUAGUGUGGAGCCAAGCCUGGACACCUGGGCAUUCGGGGUGGUUAUCUUCUGCAUCCUUACGGGCUACUUUCCCUGGGAACGCUGCAUGGACUCAGACGACUUCUACCAGGAGUUUGCAGACUGGUGCAGAAUGGAGGACAGACCCUACACUGAGGAGGACAUUCCUCCUUUGUGGCAAAGGUUCACUCCAGAUGCCAUGGAGAUGUUUAGUAAGCUCCUGGCUCUGGAUGUAGAAAAGAGGUGCACAGUGGGGGAGGUGAGAGUGUUUGUGGAGAAGGACUGGCUUAAGAAGGGACAUGGCAUUGGGCAGCAGCAGACAGCAGAGAAGGAAAAAGUCAGUGACUCCAGGAAUAAUCCAGAGCAUGACAAAGUGGAGGUACAGUCUAAUACUUAG